This is a messenger RNA of Gregarina niphandrodes, 356 nucleotides long. RefSeq names its product putative transmembrane protein. The record is from RefSeq and is a predicted model, not a curated record. The transcript has a single exon. The annotation marks the transcript as partial. Lineage: Eukaryota; Apicomplexa; Conoidasida; Eugregarinorida; Gregarinidae.
AUGGCUACAGCUUUGUGGGGAUUCAUGACCUACGGGAUUCUCGGCACUGGCAUGGGCGUCACGGGUCUCAUGCUUUCCGGCUAUGCGACCCUCGAACGGCUAGGCUUUAAAGUCGCAUCCAACAAAGUCACUUUCGGACUAGACCAUGACUCACAGAAAGCAGGCGCGGUUGCCGGCAAAGGCCUCCCUCUACCCGCCAUCAUUAUCACCGUCGCCGUGGUCUUAAUGAUGUCCGAGUACAGCAGUCUCCAAAACCUCCGCAAUGAAAGACUCAUGACCAAAUCUACGCUCCACGCCAAUGUGGUUCGCCACCAACGAAACUGGUGGCUGUGCCUCUUGAGCGCUGUCGUUUGGAC